AUGGAAAAUCAGAAGAAUGUCACAGAAUUUAUUUUUCUGGGACUGUGGAGAAAUCAGAAAAUAGAGCUAUUUUUCUUUUUCCUGUUCUUGCUUUGUUACCUGGCCGUCCUUAUGGGAAAUGUCACCAUUUUACUCACGAUCACCUGCAGCCACUUAAUCGAGCAACCUAUGUAUUACUUUCUGUGCCACCUUUCCCUCAUGGACCUCUGCUACACCUCCAGUGUGGUUCCCAGGCUCAUCAGGGACUUGGCUGCUGCAAGGAAAAGCAUCUCCUACAACGACUGUAUGACCCAGCUCUUCGCUAUCCACCUUUUGGCUGGUGUGGAAAUAUUCAUCUUAGUGUGCAUGGCUCUUGACCGCUACGUUGCCAUCGUCAAACCACUGCACUACACAGUCAUCAUGAACCGGAAGAGGUGCAGCAUGCUGAUUGGCAUGGCCUGGGGACUUGGGUUUUGGCACUCGAUCGCCCUGCUUCUCAUGGUACUCAGGCUGCCCUUCUGUGGUCCUAACCAGAUAGAUCACUACCUAUGCGACGUGAAGCCUCUUUUGAAACUUGCUUGCAAAGACGUUCGUGUUGUUAGUAUCUUACUGAUUGCUAAUUCGGGUAUGGUGGCGGUUGUCAUUUUUCUUGUGCUGGUGGCUUCCUAUAUACUCAUUUUGUAUCAUCUUAGGACAAGGUCAUCUGCAGGGCGUCGCAAAGCUCUGUCCACCUGUAGCUCUCACAUAAUGGUUGUAGUUUUAUUUUUUGUGCCUUGUGUUUAUACCUAUGCGCUACCUGCAGGGGACCACAACAAGGACAAGGAGAUCUCUGUGUUUUACACUGUGAUUGCACCCAUGCUGAAUCCUCUCAUCUAUACGCUAAGAAAUAUGGAGAUGAAGACCAUGCACAAAGUGUGGUCUCGAAUCAAGAAUGUUGGUCUGAAAUUUGUUUCACCAUCUUGCUCAUCUUCUAUAUCAUCAUUCUUUUGUCUCUGCAGAAGCAGUCAGUGGAAAAAUACAAAAGCUCCAGCCGUCAUCAACAUCCAGAAAGACUUUGAAAAGAGAAGAGGAAAACCUCAGGCUCCCCCAGUUUUAGUGAGAGUAGUUCUGAUCCACAACAGCACUUCCCCACUGAUGCAUGAUCACAGCCCUAUCCACCGCUUUGCAGCCCAUUAG
Cavia porcellus (domestic guinea pig) is the source of this 1155-nucleotide messenger RNA. Its product is annotated as olfactory receptor 4P4-like. Gene Ontology annotation, molecular function: G protein-coupled receptor activity; olfactory receptor activity. The transcript is spliced from 4 exons. Gene Ontology annotation, cellular component: plasma membrane. NCBI's taxonomy places the organism in Eukaryota, Metazoa, Chordata, Mammalia, Rodentia, Caviidae. The record is from RefSeq and is a predicted model, not a curated record. The coding region runs from base 1 to 1155 and encodes 384 amino acids. Gene Ontology annotation, biological process: G protein-coupled receptor signaling pathway.